Molecule: messenger RNA, 945 nt
Organism: Loxodonta africana (African savanna elephant)
Lineage: Eukaryota; Metazoa; Chordata; Mammalia; Proboscidea; Elephantidae
Gene: PITX1
Product: paired like homeodomain 1
Exons: 3
Coding region: 1-945 (314 amino acids)
Biological process (GO): anatomical structure morphogenesis; regulation of transcription by RNA polymerase II
Cellular component (GO): nucleus
Molecular function (GO): RNA polymerase II cis-regulatory region sequence-specific DNA binding; DNA-binding transcription factor activity, RNA polymerase II-specific
Source: RefSeq, a predicted model, not a curated record
AUGGACGCCUUCAAGGGGGGCAUGAGCUUGGAGCGGCUGCCAGAGGGGCUCCGGCCACCGCCACCACCGCCGCACGACAUAGGGCCCGCCUUCCACUUGGCCCGCGCCACCGACCCCCGCGAGCCGCUCGAGAACUCCGCCAGCGAGUCGUCUGACACGGAGCUGCCAGAGAAGGAGCGUGGUGGGGAACCCAAGGGGCCAGAGGACAGCGGUGCCAGCGGCGCAGGCUGCGGCGGAGCUGAGGACCCUGCUAAGAAGAAGAAGCAGCGGCGGCAACGAACGCAUUUCACAAGCCAGCAAUUGCAAGAGCUGGAGGCAACGUUCCAGAGGAACCGCUACCCCGACAUGAGCAUGCGGGAGGAGAUCGCCGUGUGGACCAACCUCACCGAGCCGCGCGUGAGGGUCUGGUUCAAGAACCGGAGAGCCAAGUGGCGGAAGCGCGAGCGCAACCAGCAGCUGGACCUGUGCAAGGGCGGCUACGUGCCGCAGUUCAGCGGCUUGGUGCAGCCCUACGAGGACGUGUAUGCCGCCGGCUACUCCUACAACAACUGGGCUGCCAAAAGCCUGGCGCCAGCGCCGCUCUCCACCAAGAGCUUCACCUUCUUCAACUCCAUGAGCCCGCUGUCGUCGCAGUCCAUGUUCUCGGCACCCAGCUCCAUCUCCUCCAUGACCAUGCCAUCGAGCAUGGGCCCGGGCGCCGUGCCCGGCAUGCCCAACUCGGGCCUCAACAAUAUCAACAACCUCACCGGCUCCUCGCUAAACUCGGCCAUGUCGCCGGGCGCCUGCCCGUACGGUACACCCGCCUCGCCCUACAGCGUCUACCGGGACACGUGCAACUCGAGCCUAGCCAGCCUGCGGCUCAAGUCCAAGCAGCACUCGUCGUUCGGUUACGGCGGCCUGCAGGGCCCGGCCUCGGGCCUCAACGCGUGCCAGUACAACAGCUGA